AGGAGGGGCCUGGGUGUAUGGGCAGGGGGUUGUAUUAGUGGGGCAGGCAGCGACUGGGAGAGGGUUUGGGGAGGUGUGGGGCGUGGCAGGGCCUGGUAUGAGGGGAGCGCAUGGGCGGGGGGAGGGGGCAGGUGAGGCGCAGCUUGGGUGGGUCUAGGCCCCUUAGAGAACUGUUGCGGUGCGGGGGGCCUGGGCCUGUAACGGGUGUGCGGGGUGUGGCUAGGCACGCGGGUUGGUGAGUAGGUGUGGCUCAGCCCUGGAAGCAUGGGGCCCUGGGCGGUAUGGGGAGGGUGUGUGAGGAAGUCCUGGCGUGGGGGUGGGCAUGCCUAAAUGGGAAUACCGUGGUUGGGUACACACUGACUGAGCCAGGGAGAGGCCAGGCUGAAUUGGGAGUCCAGAAACGUGAGGUGAAUGGUGAUUUUAGCACGUGUAGUCCAGUCUAUUGUGCUCACAGGACUCUACGCAAGCAGCACCAUGGAGCUAAAGUGGCUGCUGUGUGUGACAUUGCUGAUACUUGGGUUAGUUGAUGUCCACACACAUGAUGGGGAAGAUGACCAUGGUGGUGAUGUAAUUGAUAUUGAGGAUGACCUGGAAGAUGGUGUUGAGGAGGUAGAAGAGUCAAAGCCGGAAGCCAGCAGCCCUCCUCCAUCCCCAAAGGUUACCUACAAGCCCGCAGUUCCAACAGGAGAGGUUUAUUUUGUGGAAAACUUUGAUAAGGGAACCCUGGAAGGAUGGGUUCUUUCCAAGGCCAAGAAGGAUGACACAGAUGAUGAAAUUGCAAAAUACGAUGGUAAAUGGGAAGUAUUGGAAAUGAAGGACACCAAACUUCCAGGGGACAAAGGACUAGUACUGAUGUCCCGGGCCAAGCAUCAUGCGAUCUCUUCCAAACUGACAAAACCCUUCAUAUUUGAUACCAAACCCCUCAUUGUACAGUAUGAAGUGAAUUUCCAAAAUGGGAUUGAGUGUGGUGGUGCCUAUGUGAAGCUGCUUUCUAAAACCACCGAGCUGAACCUGGAUCAGUUCCAUGACAAAACUGCCUACACAAUCAUGUUUGGUCCUGAUAAAUGUGGAGAAGAUUAUAAAUUACACUUCAUCUUUCGGCACAAGAACCCCAAAACCGGCAAGUAUGAAGAGAAGCAUGCAAAGCGUCCAGAUGCAGAUCUGAAGACCUACUUUACCGAUAAGAAGACCCACCUCUAUACUCUGGUCUUGAAUCCUGAUAAUAGUUUUGAAAUCCUGGUUGAUCAGACUGUGGUGAAUAGUGGGAAUCUCCUAAAUGAUGUGACUCCUGCUGUGAACCCACCCCGAGAGAUUGAGGACCCAGAUGACCAAAAACCAGAGGACUGGGAUGAGAGACCCAAGAUCCCAGACCCAGAUGCUGUUAAACCAGAGGAUUGGGAUGAGGAUGCUCCUGCAAAGAUUCCAGAUGAUGAUGCUGUGAAGCCAGAAGGUUGGCUGGAUGAUGAGCCAGAAUAUGUAGCCGAUCCUGAUGCAGAGAAACCAGAGGACUGGGAUGAGGAUAUGGAUGGAGAGUGGGAGGCACCUCAGAUUGCAAAUCCCAAAUGUGAGUCAGCCCCUGGCUGUGGUACCUGGCAACGACCUAUGAUUGACAAUCCCAACUACAAAGGCAAAUGGAAGCCUCCUAUGAUUGAUAACCCCAACUACCAGGGAAUCUGGAAGCCCAGGAAGAUCCCAAACCCAGAUUUCUUUGAAGAUCUAGAACCUUUCAGAAUGACUCCCUUCACUGCUGUGGGCCUUGAAUUAUGGUCAAUGACCUCUGACAUCUUCUUUGACAACUUUAUCAUCUGUUCCGACCAAGUCGUGGCAGAAGAUUGGGCCAAUGAUGGUUGGGGUCUAAAAAAGGCAGCUGAUGGUGCUGCUGAGCCUGGUGUUGUGGGCCAGAUGAUGGCAGCUGCUGAAGAGCGUCCCUGGCUGUGGGUAGUAUACAUCCUAACUGUGGCUCUACCUGUGUUCCUUGUUGUCCUCUUCUGCUGUUCUGGAAAGAAACAGCCAAACGCUGCAGAGUACAAAAAGACUGAUGCUCCUCAGCCUGAUGUGAAUGAAGAGAAAGAGGAGGGGAAAGACAAGGCAGAUGAAGAGGAGGAAGAGGAGGAGGAAGCCGAAUCAAAUGAAGACAAGCUGGAAGAGAAGCAAAAGAGCGAUGCUGAUGUUGGAAGUGCUAGUCAAGAGGAGGAAGAGGAUGAGGAGGAAGAGGAAGAAGAUGGAAAACCCACAUCAGAGGAGGAAGAAAGCAUGAAUAGAUUGAAAAAAUCGUAAGAACUUCAUCUAUGAUUAUUUUUCCCCCCCACAUGGUUCUGGGAGAGGACCUUGGAUACCUUAUGUUGAAACUCAGACAAACCUCAAGACUUCACCAUCCGCAGGUUCCAGUCACACUAUCCAAUGUAACUGAGUGUCUAGCAGUAAAAUAUUUGCAAUCAUCUGUUUAAAGAGAACAUCAUUCCUGUAGAAAGAUACAUUUAAUGUAAUGGGCUGUGGAUUUUGAAAUGUAACAAAACUAACUUUUUAUUUUUGUUUUUAAAUAGAUUGGUAGAACUUUGCCAGUCUCUCAACCUUAGCUUAAUUUAAUGUAUUAAUCGAUCAAUGAAAAAUAACAAAUCUAGAAAAAUGUUAGUUGAUGAAAUGCAGUUUUUAUAACUUUAUUUUUUUUUAUAAACAUGGAAAUUCCUGGCAAUGCCUGUGUAUCCCUUAAAUUUGGUCAUCAUGUCAGUUGUCAGUGGCUACAUUUACUUUUUUUUAAAAUCCUCUCAAAUAAGGAAAUUAGGGGUGGGAAGGAAGUUAAAGUCCAUGUAAAGAAACUAUAUAACUAAGAUGUGUUAACGUUCCCAGGAAAGACCUCUCAUUUAUUUGUUGAGGGAGAAGCAUAGGUAGGCCAUGAAAUAAGUGGUGCCCAUGGCUGUUGCCCAGUUAAGUGUUCACAAUUGGCCUAAGGUAGUGGGGGUAGGUUUUACUGUGGUACUUAGUCUUGCAAGACUCACAGAGGCCAGAUGUCUGAUUUCUUUAGUUCUUGAGCUUUUCUCAAUAGGGCAGUGGCUGUUUGGGUUUAAAAAAAAAAUUGUAUAUAUACAUACACCUUUUCCCUUCCUCCGGCCCUAGCUUUCUCUGCUACUAUGCAGAUUCUUCAGAGUGUAGGUUGGCCUCCAUUGCUGAAGAUUACUUUAUGCUUGGCUCACAAUCAAACUUUUAUAGGUGGCUUUUUUUUUUGGUGGGGCAAAGGGGUGCUUUUGUUUAAGCUACACAUACUUCUUUCCAGGGUCCAAACACUGGAUACGACAGUGUCCCUAAUCUCCUUAUUGUUGCCACUGUAUGUAAACUCCUGCACAGAGACAGGGAGGUGGGAAAAGAAUAGGCAGGUUGACCUAAAGACUCAUAACAGAAGCAAAGAUGUCAGUAUUUUUAGAUGGGGAAGGACAUGUGGAAUAACCUACCUGGUAUGUGUAACCAUUUGAGUCUUUCAUCUGCUCCUCAUGUAACAGUUGCAUUCUAAAUUAUAUUGUGAAUAUAGGGGGUUCCAAAUCCAGCUAAAUAAAUUUUGUUUUAAAAUGUCA
Molecule: messenger RNA, 3566 nt
Organism: Chelonia mydas (Green sea turtle)
Lineage: Eukaryota; Metazoa; Chordata; Testudines; Cheloniidae
Gene: CANX
Product: calnexin
Exons: 15
Coding region: 412-2277 (621 amino acids)
Biological process (GO): protein folding
Cellular component (GO): endoplasmic reticulum; endoplasmic reticulum membrane
Molecular function (GO): calcium ion binding
Source: RefSeq, a predicted model, not a curated record